AUGCCUACUGAAAUAACGUCCUUGCCUGAGGAAGUGAUAACUAUCAUUCUCGGCUACAGUGAAAUUACUAUUGAAGAUGUCAUUAACUUUAGAUGUGUGUGUAAGAGAUUUCAAUAUGCAGCCAAGUACGACAAGUUUUUCGAAAAGAAGCUUUUUGAGAGAUGGCCUUCUGCGAAGAUGUUUUAUGACAAGUAUAAGGAAAAUGAGCAGAAAGAAUCUGAAGGAAACGUACUAGAGAUAGAAGAAAACAUAAAUUUUAUUCAAACAGGCAUAAAUUGUGAAAAGUUGUUGCGAUAUAAUCGAAACAUAUUGCGAUAUAAAAUGUCUCACUAUACAAAGCUAUAUUCGGUAGGAACUCAGUUGAAAAUAUUGCUAAAAACACUUGGAGAUCAGCGUUCGGAAGAAAUCUUUACUCUCCUGGCACAGUAUUUUCAACCUCGAAAAGAUGUGCGUUACUCGGACGUAAAAACAUCGUUGGAUAGAAUCGCACAAGGUGUAUUGGAUUGUCUCAAAAAGAUACAUCCCCACCAUUCAAUAUUCUCGACGUCCACUGCAAUUUUUUCCUAUUGGGAAAACAACAAUAUUGAUGAUAAUCAUUGGAACGAGACAGAAAGUGUCCAGAUCAUGGAUACACUCCAGGAAUAUAUAUUUGGUAAAUUAAACUUUCGAUCAUGCAAAUUGAACGAUUCAAAAUUGGAAUACAUGUGCAUAGAUAAUGUUUUACAACAUAAAUUUGGUCAAGAAGUAAUUGUAUUAAUAAUAUAUCGCAGCGUAGCUAAAAGACUUGGUCUACGUUGCGAUAUUCUCUUGGAUAGAUACAUCUCGAACGACAAGAGUACAUAUUGCCUAUAUUGGAAACUUAAAUAG
Molecule: messenger RNA, 867 nt
Organism: Nylanderia fulva
Lineage: Eukaryota; Metazoa; Arthropoda; Insecta; Hymenoptera; Formicidae
Source: RefSeq, a predicted model, not a curated record